AUCGACCAAUUGAUUGAAUUGGGAAAUCUCCUCAUAAAUUCAAUUUAUUUGUGAAAUUUUGUAUUUUGAUUCGCGGAAAAUUACAUGUAAUUCUCGGCGAUAUUUCUUACCUGGCGCGGUCUCAAUUGCUUUGACAGCGCUCGCAGCGCCAUUGUUCCGGGAAUUGUUUUUGCGGUGCAUAUGUGAUUAUAUACGGAGCAUCAUUCCGAAGCAUAUUUCUCUAUAAAUUCUACAGAAAAUCAUGUCAAAAAGCGCUAAAAAGAGUGAUAAGGCAUCGAAGGAAGAUGAGGUUGUUAAAAUCAACAAAUGGGACGGUUCAGCCGUGAAGCAUGCCAUCGAUGACUCUGUGAAGACCGCUCUGCUAGAGAAGAACUGCGAUGAGCACUUCGGACUGGUGGACGGACGGCUGUUCAUCUGCAGUUUAGCUGUUAUCAUUGCCUUGGUGGCUCUGGCCUGGGAUCACCAAUACCCCUUCCCACAAUCAAAGCCCGUGCUGAUCGUCUGUGUGGCGUCGUACUUCGUCCUAAUGGGCAUCCUGACUCUCUACACGACUUUCUAUGAGAAGGGCAUCUUCGCCGUGGCGGUGCAGAAGGACGGCAAGAGCACAAAGGUGUGGCAGGCGAGCUCGGAGAUGAAGAAAUAUGAUGACAAGUAUCACCUGAGUCUCACAGUAAAGGACUCCCGCGGCGUCCGCGAGGCGUCCAUCGUGAAGUCCUGCGCCAACUACAUCGACACCAACGGCGUAGUUCUCAAUGAUCUCGUGGCCAAUGAACUGGGCCGGCUGUACAACUCCCUGAACGCCGAGAAGAAAGACAAAUAGAGUCACUGUGUCCAGCA
This is a messenger RNA of Phlebotomus argentipes, 837 nucleotides long. RefSeq names its product signal peptidase complex subunit 2 (gene Spase25). Gene Ontology annotation, cellular component: membrane; signal peptidase complex. The transcript has 3 exons. Bases 242 to 820 code for a protein of 192 amino acids. NCBI's taxonomy places the organism in Eukaryota, Metazoa, Arthropoda, Insecta, Diptera, Psychodidae. The record is from RefSeq and is a predicted model, not a curated record. Gene Ontology annotation, biological process: protein targeting to ER.